Cladocopium goreaui is the source of this 1667-nucleotide messenger RNA. The record is from the annotation of a GenBank genome assembly. Lineage: Eukaryota; Dinophyceae; Suessiales; Symbiodiniaceae.
GGGUCGAGGUCGUCGUGGACGUGGUCUUAAACCACAUGGCGCGGCCCUGCUCGGCAGCACAGGGCGCCCCCCGGGGCACGCCUUGUGUUGGAUGGAAUGGAACCUCUUACGGCAAUCGGCGGACUGCAGGUGCUCGUGGCUGGGAUAUGGCCUCACCGCAGCAUUUCCACCACGGCGACAAAGAAAUUUGGGGCGAAUGUGGCGUUGGUCCAGACACAGGCUUUCUGUGUGGCUCACCUGUCACCACGGACUGCAGUUGCUGCCCCUGCGAUAUGUAUGGUUUGCCAGACUGGAACCUCGCGGUGAAGGCCGUGCAGGAAUCGCACACCAGGCACUUAGAAGAGUUGCAUCACAUGGGUGUAACAAUGCUCCGUAUUGACGCGGCCCUGUACAUGGAGCCAGAGUUGAUGUCCAGCAUUCUGAACCGCUUCCCAUGGGAUGUUGUGUACCAGGAAUGGUGGCACGAGCUUCCCUUGCCGGGUCGCACCGAUGUCUUUGGCUUGUACCGAGAUCUGAAGUUCAUGCGGGUCGAGGUCGUCGUGGACGUGGUCUUAAACCACAUGGCGCGGCCCUGCUCGGCAGCACAGGGCGCCCCCCGGGGCACGCCUUGUGUUGGAUGGAAUGGAACCUCUUACGGCAAUCGGCGGACUGCAGGUGCUCGUGGCUGGGAUAUGGCCUCACCGCAGCAUUUCCACCACGGCGACAAAGAAAUUUGGGGCGAAUGUGGCGUUGGUCCAGACACAGGCUUUCUGUGUGGCUCACCUGUCACCACGGACUGCAGUUGCUGCCCCUGCGAUAUGUAUGGUUUGCCAGACUGGAACCUCGCGGUGAAGGCCGUGCAGGAAUCGCACACCAGGCACUUAGAAGAGUUGCAUCACAUGGGUGUAACAAUGCUCCGUAUUGACGCGGCCCUGUACAUGGAGCCAGAGUUGAUGUCCAGCAUUCUGAACCGCUUCCCAUGGGAUGUUGUGUACCAGGAAUGGUGGCACGAGCUUCCCUUGCCGGGUCGCACCGAUGUCUUUGGCUUGUACCGAGAUCUGAAGUUCAUGCGUCGUGUGAGCGAAUUCUUGGCUGUGCAGGACAUCUCAAGGACCCAGGAGGUCUUAGACGUGGACCGCGGAGAUUUCUACAUCCACCCCGUGGAAGCGGUCUAUCCAACCUGCUUUCAUGAUGGUCGCAGUGACGGAGCGGAUCCUGCGAUACCAACCUUCAAGAACGGCUUGGCGUUUCACCAGCAGCAGCUCUUUCUGUUAGCCUCGCCCUUUCCCGUCACCGUGGUACUCUGGGGCGGCUAUGCCUGGCGUAGUAUCGACGAUGGCCCGCCCGGCUGCGAAGGCGGCCAGAGCCAUUGUGCCGCCACGUCGCCGCACUCAGAGGGAUGUCGGGCCACGCCCACUUUGUCACCGUCGCCACCAUUGGAGGAGUUCACAGCACGGCCCUGGAUCUGCGAACACAGGUGGCAAGGCGUCGCCGGCUUGUUGCGCUUCCGCGCCAGUUGCCGCCACGCCGAGACGCGGCGAUGGACGCCAGGUGGUCCCGAGCAUCUGCGUCUGGGCCACCUGGCCUUUCGUUUGGGCAGCCGAUGCUUUGUGGCUCUGGCGCGAGGCCGGCGUUGGAGAUAUAUUUUAUGGCGAUGUUUCAUGGGAUUUAUAUAUAUAUAUAGUUAG